Messenger RNA from Ostrea edulis (European flat oyster), 2591 nucleotides. RefSeq lists its product as uncharacterized. Bases 152 to 1624 code for a protein of 490 amino acids. The record is from RefSeq and is a predicted model, not a curated record. Lineage: Eukaryota; Metazoa; Mollusca; Bivalvia; Ostreida; Ostreidae. The transcript is spliced from 2 exons.
AUGAAAACCUUGUUGUCAAUGAAUCGACAUGCGCACUGUGAGGAAAGCCAGAACAUUUUCAUCAUUUUAUCCUUAACUGUCCACCUUAGUAACAAAACACAUCGAGGAAACGUUUAAUCCGUCAUAAAAUCUUCCAUCAUUGCAGGUUAAAAUGGCGUCCCUAGAUAGACUAGUUAGUUGGAUUCAUAAGGAGCAUUGCAAAUUCCGGCUUUCUGAUAACGUAGUCAAAGACAUAGAAGACAUGGUGGUUAAUCUAGUGAGAGUUCUGCUUCCGGAACUGCUCAGACAUUAUCCCGGGUGUCGUUACUCUGUGGCGGAAGUGAUAGAUGCCGGAAGCUACUUCGAACAAACAAAAAUAGAACUACCGAACGAGUUCGACUUCAUGUUAGUUGUGGAACAGCUGUCAAGUGAGGAAGCUAUCACUGUAAUGAAGGGAUGUAGGGAGGGAUACGCGCGGGUCGGAGUGAUCAAUCCGGAAUUGUGGGAUAGGGCUACAGCAGACGAUGGUCCGGAGCGAAGGUUUGAGCUCGCUUUGCUGCAGUUCAACAUGUACGUACGGGAGACUUUGAAACUAGCUUUAACAGAACCUCUGACGGGCAGGUUUGGACAGCUCAGCAUGAAAGAUAUUACAGUUCGUGGGAAACCAUACAAAGCUUUCUCCCACGUUCAAACUCUGACACUGAUAUGGAAUUCUUUCACUCCUGGAAAACCCGGACAUUCAAGGAAAACGCCAUCCACAAAUAUGGAAGUACUGUAUCAACGCGAAAAUUCACAAGAAGGUCUGGAGAUCUGCGUGGACCUCAUGUCCUGCUGCUAUUUACCAUUGUCUGCAUUUGGCAACAUUCUCCCAGAAAAGUCGUUAGAAAACCAAUUCCUGGAGAAAAAUGGCUGCCACAUCGUCCUGAAGUCAUGUGAGUCUGGGGGAUGCAAGGAGAAUGAUAGACAAUGCCGAUUGAUUUCUUACACCAAGACGGAGCAGGAAUGCAUGAAGAAAAUCAAUGUUAGAUGGAAGGUCGUCUACAAGGUUCUGAAAUGGAUGUUCCAUUAUACGGGCGUUCUAGAGGUUGACACUUACAAGGUUAAAACAGCAGUAUUGUACUGUAGCUCAAAUUCCGGGCCCGACAGCGUCAUUUCACUGGAUGAUGGACUGCUAAAAGUUUUGGAGGUGUUGAGAAAUAGCGCAUAUAGCCAAAAACUUCCAGGCUACUUCAACUCCUCAUUGAACAUCUGGACGGUUAGUCCUUGUUAUCAGUACCUUGUCAAGUACGAGAUGAUUUUUCUCCUGAAAGUUUUCAACCAAAUACGGAGCAUGGCAACAGAGGACGACCAUGCUGGUUUAAGACAAAAUAUAAAAAUUGUGAAUUUGUGGCUCAACAGAUUUUGCUCUCACACUGCCGAGAUUUCACAAAUGACCAGGGGGAGGUCUAGUAGAUUACAGGCCUUCAACUGGCAGGGCAAUGUGUUCCUUGAAAUUAUGAAAGGAAUGGAACCUGCUCUUAAAAGCCAUAACUCGCUGGCCUGGAUUCCAUUCCAAAUGAAAUGUUAUGUGUUAUUGGAUGUUUUUAAAGUUCUGUCAUCCAUUUUCUUUGAGAAAAUAGCAAAUUUGUGGCAUCCAAGGCUUUAAAUGACAGGGUGGAGCACAGCACAAACUUUCCAAUCAUCGUGUCAAUUUGAUUUAAGCUUGUUUUAUACAACACUGUACAGUAACUUUGGGUGUGUUCGAGAUAACCGUCCUUCGCACGAGUAUAAAUAUUCUGUCAAUCCCGAACACCGAGUACGCAACCUUAGAACGGUUUCAAGAACUCAACCACCUCUGUAGGUAGUGUGGUCGAAUAACAAAGAACACAUUCGUGCUCACGUUCUUGUUGUCCGCGACUCAUUAAGAACGGAGCACGAGAACAACGGCAACGAUGAUCACGACCGCACUCUUUCUUAAAAUACGGGAAACCAAGAUCAAUCCCAUGUCUGACGCGUUUCAUACCAAUUGUUAAGGCUUUUGUUUACAUACUAAUUUUAACGACGAAUUAUAACGUUUACCUGAUCAGGAUAUAGGACUUACGGCGGGUGACCGGUCAACUGGGGAUGCUUACUCCUCCUGUGCAUCUUAUCUCACCUCUGGUGUAUCCAGGGGUCCGUGUUUGCCCGACUCUUUAUUUUGUAUUCUUUAUAAGAGUUAUGAGAAUGAUCACUGUUCGUUAUCUUCACUUUUAUUGUACAGUAACUUUGUUUAAAUAUGAGAAAUCAAACUUCAUCGCAUGCGGUUGUAAUUCAUCUAUUAAUGCACUAUGUAUAUUUCCUAAUGGUCUCAUAAAGAAAAUCUUCCAACAGAAAAAUAUUUUGAUUUCACUUUGUAUGUAAUUAUUCCUAUUUCUUUCUAACAUUGUUAAUGUAUUUUGGUAAGAAAUAUGACAAAGAUCCAACCAAUGGUGAAAAAGGUACACACUGUAUACAAAAUGUGAAAGAUAAAAUCUAGAACCCUUUUAUCAAGACAUUUUUACACUAUGUGAAUCAUCGGUUAAGAGAGUGUUAAGUCAUUUGAAAUCAAAACCUAUUAUUUGUGUACAUGAAAUAAAUAAAAUAUAUAAAAGCAA